Photinus pyralis (common eastern firefly) is the source of this 1020-nucleotide messenger RNA. Its product is annotated as sentrin-specific protease 1-like. Gene Ontology annotation, cellular component: nucleus. Gene Ontology annotation, molecular function: deSUMOylase activity. NCBI's taxonomy places the organism in Eukaryota, Metazoa, Arthropoda, Insecta, Coleoptera, Lampyridae. The coding region runs from base 255 to 998 and encodes 247 amino acids. The transcript has a single exon. The record is from RefSeq and is a predicted model, not a curated record. Gene Ontology annotation, biological process: protein desumoylation.
GAGGAGAAGAAAAACUCUUGAGUGUUAUUCAGAAUGAAAUGAGAUUCCUAAAAACGAGUAUGAUUGAUCCUCACUCCCCAAUCUCUUCUCCAAUUAAGUAGUAUUAUGUUUCGUUGCAAAAUUAAUAUUGCAGGGUUCAAAGACACAAGGCCGACGUGGCCAGAUUGCAGCAAAGGGUCCAAAACCAAAUCACUCAGACAAACAAAAUUGCCGAAGUGACAUCGGAAAUAAAUCAACAACGACUCGAGGACCAAAUGCUAAGAUGCCUUAAGAUUAAGGAGAUCGUCUUGCCGGAGCGGUUCGUCGAGGAGGCGUUCCCGGAACUGUCGGAAGAGGACGAAUGCCGAAUAGAUCACGCUCUCAAGACCAAACGCACAAGUCCGACCGAAGUACUUGUCCAAAAAUUCAAUUUGAACAUUACGCGCGCCGACAUUCAAACCUUGGACGGAUUGAAUUGGUUAAACGAUGAGGUGAUAAACUUUUACAUGAAUUUACUGAUAGAACGCGGAAAGAUCGAUAAAUGGCCGAAAGUGUACGCUAUGAAUACAUUUUUUUACCCAAAAUUAUUAAAGGACGGGCACGCUUCGCUGAAACGUUGGACUCGACGUGUUGAUAUCUUUUCCUAUGAUAUUAUUGCAGUUCCGAUUCACUUAGGUAUGCAUUGGUGUAUGAGUAUAAUCAAUUUUGAAAAUCGCACCAUACAAUAUUAUGAUAGUAUGGGAAAUCCCAAUAAUCGAUGCCUUCACGCUUUGCGCAAGUAUCUCAAAGCCGAGCAUUUAGAUAAGAAAGGUGAGGAAUAUGACGUUAACGACUGGGUCUUGGAAAAUGUGAGCGAUAUUCCGCAACAAAUGAACGGCAGUGAUUGUGGUGUGUUUUCCUGCACAUAUGCAGAAUUUCUCACACGAAAAGCCGGACUUAACUUUAGUCAAGAGAAUAUGCCGUAUUUACGCCGAAAAAUGAUACUUGAAAUUUUAAAUGGUGAAUUGAUUAUUCAAUAAUUCAAUGUCCUUUUAUUGUAAA